ACCUCGGCCCUUCUCCUAUAAACAGCCAACCCGCCGCCGCCACCGUAACGCCUCCUCCGCAAAAUUCCCCAAUCCAAUCGACUAGCCGACCUCAGCACGCGCCUCGGAAACCCUAGCUCCGGCGACGACUCCAGAUCCGGCCUCCUCCUCCGAGGGUAUCGUCUCGCUCCGGCGCCUCCGCUCCCCGGCGUCCUGAACCAGAGCUCCCCGUUCGCACCCUCACCCCGGCGGCCUACCGUUCAAGUCGCGCGGUCUCCACUCCGGGCUUCGACCCCAUACACCGGCCGAACUCGAAGGGAUCCGCGAGCUUUUCUCCGAUCGCCAAUCUGCUCCGCAUAGAUCGAAUUUUAUCUGUAACUCUCUCUCGUUGCAAUUGCAAUUCGGUGUAUUUCGGUUGAGAAAAAAAAAAAUUCAGGCCGACUCGUAAAAUAUUGUGAGAAAGAGAGGCCUUUUAGUGGAACUCGCCAUCCAUCAUGGGUGUUGUGUAUUACCAGUAUAAGAGUGAAAAAGAAAUAUAUUCCAUACCUGUGCCCCAUGCUUUUAUCUCUGUCUCCGAACUCAAGCAAUUUAUCUUGACAAGUGACCGGCACGGCCGUGGGCGCACCCGCGGCCACGGCCCCAGGGAGGGUAUCGCCAUCUCCAACGCCCAGACUGGCGAAGAAUAUGGUGAAAAUGCCAUGGUACGGCAGAACACAACUGUGCAGAUCCGCAGAAUUACUGGACAAUGGUCAGAGAAAAUCGUCUUGGAAUCCUCGCUGAAAGUCACAGAAGGAUGUUCUGUACCUUCAAGCAAGUCAGUGAUUACUGACUCAAACUCUAAAUCAUGUUCCUCCGCAGAAGUGCAAGAUGAAGAUGCUGCAAUCAAAGCAGUGAUUGAUGCAGCUGAACUCAAAUUGGAAGAGCACCCAUCUAAAAGAGGACAAGCCAGUGGAAGGUUUACAUCAGGACGUCAUUAUGGUGGACCAUUGGAAAGGGAGACACCUCCACUAGGCUACGUCUGUCGCACUUGUGGAAUUCCAGGUCAUUUCAUUCAACACUGCCCACAGGAAAGCACGACACCUCCACCUGGAUAUAUCUGCUAUAGAUGCCGGAUCCCAGGGCAUUUUAUUCACCAUUGCCCGACAAUUGGUAAUCCCAGUUUUGACAAGAAUAAAAUGAGUCGGUCUCUUGCCCCAGUAGUAGCUGUAAGUCCUGUUGAUGGCAUUCUAGAAGCACUUGUCCCAGCUGCAUCGCUGAGUGCUGUUGAUGACUUGCCAGCAGAGCUCCACUGCCGACUGUGUAAAAAAGUGAUGAUAGAUGCAGUAUUGACAAGCAAGUGCUGUUUUGACAGUUUCUGUGAUAAAUGCAUUCGGGAUUACAUUAUUACGCAAUCGAAGUGCAUUUGUGGAGUCAAGGCGCUUGCAGAUGACCUCAUUCCCAACCAAACACUUCGGAGCACAAUCAGCAAUAUGUUGGCAACACAGGCUAGCAGCACUACAAGUGGUACAACCAAGCACAGAAGUUCUUCAGGCAGCAACCCUGAUCCCAAAUUACCAAGCCAAGCUCCUUCUGCUGCCUCAGAAAGGGAGAUAAAGGAAUCUAUGGACCAGGUAGCCACAGAGGGUGAUCUAGUGAACCAGCCUCUAGAGAAAUUGGCAGUCAAUGUUGAUCUGAGCAAAGAUGAAGGCAGUUCUGCAGAACUGUCAGUAGAGAAGGCUGUAGCAAGCGCUGAAGUCCUCAAACCAAAACAUGAAAGUGGAUCAACUUCGAAGGUCACCACUGUUUCAGGGGCACUGGAACAGAAUGCCACCAGGACAGAUCAACAGAAGAAGAAGCGGAAGAAGGCAGACUCAACUAAGAUUGUUCACCCUAACAAUGUCGAAUAUGGUUACAACGCUCCAUUUAACCCUGCAUAUUACAACCCUUUCGUCAGUGGAUAUCCUUGGGUGAAUGGACCUUACAUGUAUGGCUCAAUGGACAUGCCUUAUGGUGGUUAUCCAAUGGGCCCAUAUAGUGUUAAUUCCUUCAGCAGCAUGCCACCGCAGGCUCUUGCAAUGCAAUGCUAUCCAGCGAACUAUCAUAGGCAUGAUACUCAGCCUAGACUUCUGCGAGACACUGAAGCUGCUACGGCACCUUCAAGGCAGGCUGAAAGGCCCAAAGCCACUGGUCUUCAGUCCCGAUCAUCAGAGCGCAACCAACAACUAGGUUCAUCACACGGUUCAGAGUCAAGGAACAGAACAAGAUCAAGCUCUGAGUGGAGGGACCACGGGCGUUCCGAUAAAGCCUUCAAUGACUACCAUGAGGAUCACUCUAGUAGGAAGAGAAUGCGUGUUUCUUCUCCAAUGGAUGGUGAUAAACAAAGCAGCCGGAGGUCGAGAGACAGUUCCAGGAAUCUGACUCGUGAGGAUUCAAGCGAUGAUGAGCGCAACUUCAAGAGGAGAUGGGGGCGCAGAUCAUCCGUCGCCCUGGUCACAAGGCACUGAAUGAAGAUGGUACUUGGGAGGACCAAGUGCAGCAUUGCUGAUCUCCAAUGCUCGCUAAGAUUUAGUCUACUUGCAAUUGUAUGUAUGCCUCUGAAAGCGGAUGAAACCUUCUCAGAAAGCUCAGGAAAACAUGCAGAUCUUCCCCAGGCAAAAUGUAAUCAACUAUUCAUAUACCAAACUGUACUACGAGAGCAUUGCCAGCUCUCUUUCCUACAAUGGCAUAUCUCCAAAGAUAAAUGAAUUUCUCUAGUUAUUGAGUUAAA
Messenger RNA from Phragmites australis (common reed), 2725 nucleotides. Its product is annotated as E3 ubiquitin ligase PQT3-like. Gene Ontology annotation, molecular function: nucleic acid binding; ubiquitin protein ligase activity; zinc ion binding. Lineage: Eukaryota; Viridiplantae; Streptophyta; Magnoliopsida; Poales; Poaceae. Bases 474 to 2462 code for a protein of 662 amino acids. The transcript is spliced from 7 exons. Gene Ontology annotation, cellular component: nucleus. Gene Ontology annotation, biological process: ubiquitin-dependent protein catabolic process; protein ubiquitination; mRNA processing. The record is from RefSeq and is a predicted model, not a curated record.